This is a messenger RNA of Trichomycterus rosablanca, 1228 nucleotides long. Its product is annotated as coiled-coil domain-containing protein 152-like. Bases 8 to 805 code for a protein of 265 amino acids. The record is from RefSeq and is a predicted model, not a curated record. The transcript is spliced from 8 exons. NCBI's taxonomy places the organism in Eukaryota, Metazoa, Chordata, Actinopteri, Siluriformes, Trichomycteridae.
UGAAUUGAUGUCUAGUCACACAGGACACAGCGUGAAUUUACACUUAAAGAUGAAGAAAACAGCAGCUGUGAACCUCGAUAAACUUAUUCAGGGUUUUAGUCAACUAGAGCAAAAAAUAACAGAGUUAAAGGGGAAGAACAAUAUGCUCGAAAUAAAACUGGACGAGACCAACAGACUUCUAAAAUUCUCUCAGAACAAAGAAAAGCAUUUAACUGAAGAGAAGGAGGGAUUGAUGGCGACACUAAAAAACCUUCAGCAAAACUUACAGCAACAGUGUGAACUCCGAGUUGAGAAUGAGAAACUUAAAAAUGGUAUUUUUGACUUGAGGAAGCAAAACGAAGCACAAGUGGAGGAGACCAAGGUUUCCAUUCAGAAGCUGCAGAACGAUAUGAGAAGCUUGCAGGAACAGCAUAAGAACGACCUGGCAGACUGUGCUAAAGAGACACAGAGGAAAUUGGAGUGCAAAGAUGCUGAAAUGCAGGCGUCACUGGACAGAAAGGAGGACGUGCUGGAGGAGAUGAGGAGGAAAAUAAAGGAGCAGCAGAAAGAAAAGCAAAGUGAGAUCAUAAAGCUACAGAUGGAGUUCAGCGCUAAGCUUGCGAGGGCUCAGAGCAUGUCAGUCAUGACCCAGCAGCAGCCACGGGGCCCGGGGACCGUUCCUCAGAACCUCUAUAAAAGAAAGUUGCAGUUCCUUCAGGAAGAGAAGAAUAAAGAGAUCGAGUCUCUGCGUCUGAGGGUGAAAGAGCUGGAACAGCAGAACCUGCGUGGGUUCUCCGAGACCCGUCUGAAGAGGAAGAAGAUGUAAAGUACUGUUUAUUCAUUUGGGAUCACACACUAUGUGGACAAAAGUAUUGGGACAGCCUUUCUAAUGAUUAAAUUUGUGUGUUAAAACCACAACGAUUGCUAACCGGUGUAGUGAAUCGAUUAUAUGAAGGAAGUCACAUGCUUCCGUCUUUUCCAGUGCAAAGUCCAGUGUCCAUCAAAUUCAUAGUCAGGUGUCCAUAUACUUUUGGCCAUAUGGUGUGCACUGGUUUCUUUUACAUGUUCAGUGUUGUGUUUAUUAGUUUUAUUUAUUUUUUGUUAUUGCAAAAUACAUUUCAGCAGAAAAAAUCUUGUGUUCAGUGUUAUUGUUCUGUGGGUCACUCUAGGUCAAUGGCAAAAAGUCCACUGUUUGUGUCAGUUUGCAUUAUUUUCUUUUAAAUUUGAUUCAUUAAAUGCAUUUUUACCA